Messenger RNA from Teleopsis dalmanni, 3106 nucleotides. Its product is annotated as zinc finger protein rotund. The record is from RefSeq and is a predicted model, not a curated record. Gene Ontology annotation, molecular function: DNA-binding transcription factor activity; RNA polymerase II cis-regulatory region sequence-specific DNA binding. NCBI's taxonomy places the organism in Eukaryota, Metazoa, Arthropoda, Insecta, Diptera, Diopsidae. The transcript has 7 exons. Gene Ontology annotation, biological process: regulation of transcription by RNA polymerase II. The coding region runs from base 1 to 2967 and encodes 988 amino acids.
AUGUCACCUUGCAACUCAAACUCUUCAAAUUCAACUGCUGUGGAAUUAACAAUGCACGCCGUCAAGAAAAGACGUCUCAGCAGUACGGCAGCGGCUGCGGCAGUGACAGGAGAACAAGUGCAACAAGUACAAAUAUCGCCAACAACACAGAAUGCUUACAAUUCUCCAGGUGUUGAAAGUAAGGCAACUUCAUUUCAUGCAAGUCCCAACAGAGCAAGUCCAACUACAACCCCAGUACCGACAGCAAUUUUCAUGCCUGCUGAAUUCUAUAAAAGCCUCUUCGCAAGUGCGGUGUUGCAGCAAAAGCAAAAACAACACCAAGAACAACAGAAACACUUAAGUCUGACGCAUAAGCAAAAUGUAUUCCAGCAAUAUCAGCACAGUUACCAACAACAGCAACUACAGCAACUCCAACAACAACAACAACAACAACAGCAGCAAUUGCAAUACAAACAGGAAUCACAUAGUUCAACACCGCCUAUGGAGCAAGAGCAAGAACAUUCGCAUAGUGUGCAUCAAAGGCUUUACACACCAACGCCAAUGCCAACACAAACACCAACUUCAACACCACAUUUUGCGCGUAAUUUACUUUUCUCCACAUCCGCUGCCGCUGUAGCACAUGUUGCUGCUGUAGCGGAAACUGUGAAGCGCACACGAACGGAAAUGACAGCGGCUGCUAUUGUGGAAGAUGGCGGUGAUUCGAAUGGCAGUAAUCAUAAACCAACAAAUUACGUUUGGCCAUUGCCAACUAACACAACAACAACAGAACUAAACAACAACAAUACUAAUUUAUCAGUGUUACCAUCAUCUGCACCAGGUACUCCAACACCUCCGGUAACAAAUCAUAGUUUGGAAGCUACGCAACAAAAUUUUGACAAUUCUGUAAAAUCUCCAAAACAAACAACCUCAAUCACAACAAAUCUAUCGCUGCACUCACCAACAUCUCAGCGACAUCUAUCGAUAAGUGAUAGUAGAUUAUCUGGUAAUAGUAACGGUGACACAAACUAUAAAUCUCACGGUUUACUUCAACAAAGCCCAACCUCAGCUGCUGCAGCAGCAGUUGCAGCAACAAUGCCGAUCGGUGGUGUGCAGGGUCAAAAUCCAACCCAAGGUUUGGUACAUUGGAUGAGCGCUGUUAUGGCUGAACAUAUGACUGGACAAACACAUCACGAUCCCACAGCUGUGGGUAUGCAUUAUAUGUGGAAUGGCAAUGUCGAUUGCGGACAACACACCAAAGAAAUCGGCGAUUAUAAUGGUUGGCCACCAACACCACGCAACCACAUGUCCAUGAAGCAGGGAUAUGAGGCUAAGAUGAAUGAUCAUCAUAACAACUUGCAAAAGGGACACUUUUUGGAUGAUAAUCGAUUGGAUCAUCAUUCAGUAACAACACCGCAAACCAAUCAAAUGACUGCUUUAUAUGGUCCUGGUGCCGCUUUACGCGCUGUAGCAACAUCUAACAACAAUGUGUCAGGUAGUGGAGGAGGUGUUAUUGGUGGAGCUGGUGGUACACAUCAUGGUAAUCAUGUUGGUCAUCAUAGCUCAGCUGUAGCAGCAGCAUCAGCUGCAUUACUUGUGGUACCCCAACCUAUAAAUGCAACCAAAAUUAGCGCUUCUCUCGGCGGCGGUGGCGGUGGCUCAGGCCGCAAGUAUCAAUGUAAAAUGUGUCCACAGAUCUUCAGUUCCAAAGCAGAUUUGCAGUUACACACACAGAUUCACAUGCGCGAAGCAAAACCCUACAAAUGUACACAAUGUUCCAAGGCAUUCGCCAACUCUUCGUAUUUAUCCCAACAUACUCGCAUACAUUUGGGAAUCAAACCCUAUCGUUGUGAGAUUUGUCAGCGUAAAUUCACUCAACUCUCACAUUUACAACAACACAUACGCACACAUACCGGCGAUAAGCCCUACAAAUGUAGACAUCCUGGUUGUCAGAAGGCUUUUUCACAACUUUCAAACUUACAAUCUCAUUCGCGUUGCCACCAAACAGACAAACCAUUUAAAUGCAACUCAUGCUAUAAAUGUUUCUCAGAUGAACCAUCACUUUUGGAGCAUAUACCCAAGCACAAAGAGUCCAAACACCUUAAGACCCAUAUAUGCCAAUAUUGUGGUAAGUCGUAUACGCAAGAAACAUAUCUCACUAAACACAUGCAAAAACAUUCCGAACGCACCGAUAAGCGACCACCAAUUGUGGCCACUAAUUCCAGUAAUGGUGCUGGCAAUGGAAACAAUAUGCCGACUGUAGGCAGUGCAGGUUCAAAUGCUACAAAUAGCAAUGGUAAUAUAUAUAAUGAUCAGUUGCAAAGUAAUUUUUUAAAAUCAGGUUUAACAAUAGUUUCUAUAGCACCCACCGAACAUUCCUAUUGGCCGAAAGUUAGUCCAGACUCGGCAGCUAAUAUGACUGAUGUAAUGCAUCAGCAACAGCAACAACAUCAUCACCACCAACAGCAUACCAAUCAACCGCAACAGCACGCACCACCACCACAUCAUCAACAACAACAACAGCAGCAACAACAACCACCUCAACAACAGCAUAUGGAUUUCCCACCAGUAAAUACCCAUCAAACGUCAGUGGCUGCUAAUGGACAUGCUAAUGGACAUCCAGAUUUGCAUGGUACCCAUCAUCGGAUGUCUGACAAUGGAAGAGAAGACAUAGUUUCUACACCAUCAACAAUUGGACCUUACGACGCUGCUAGCAUUACGAAGACCACCAGUAAUUCAGCAUUUACGCCAAUCAAUUCUAUGCCACCGCAUUUGAAUACUCUUAGCCAUCACCCAAUGGCGCAACGUCCUUAUCUUUAUGAUGCUAUCAGCUUUCAAAACAAAAAUGUCAAUCAAAACAAUGCCAAUGCAUUUCCUAAUCAAUUGAUAUCCUUGCAUCAAAUACGUAAUUAUGCACAUCAGCCCGCUGGCUUAAUGGCUGGAGAACAUCUCUUGGGUGUUAGUGUUGGACCCGGCAAAGACAAAGGAUAGCUAUACUUCUAAAUUUAAAUACAAAGAUUUGGUAUUUAAAGCUGAAAGCAACAGAACAAGAAUAUUUUACUAUUUAAAAAUAAUAGCAAGCAUUUUAAGGUACUUAUUUUAGUUAGUCUGUAGUUAGAGAGGUCGUAUU